UCACAGCCCCGGAUGAGUUCACCUGUUUCGGGGUGUGGCCAGAGGCGAGCUCAGUAUCAGCCUCAGCCGUAAGAGAAGGGGAGCUAAAAAUUUAGAGAUGAACAAUGAUUAGCUUGUUUUAGGUCGAGGUGGAAACAUAGUCUUAGCUCUGCUUGUUUUUCAGAAAAAUAGUUUUUAAUAUUUGUGGCCUGGUCGAAGUUUGAGUGAGCAUUUCAGAGCCGGAGGGGUUUUUUUGUUUGUUUUUUUGGUGUGUAUGGGUGUCUAUUUCACCACCAUGUGGAGAAUACUUGUCGCAGUCUUCCUACUGUCUCUUCUGAAAGAGUCCGCUUGUAUACAAGUGACAGUAUCUGAGACACAGCGCUCCACAGCUCUUUUCGGCUCAGUGACUCUCCGCUGUGAUUACUCCACGUCUGCAAACCCCAAUGAAGUUCUUGUCACCUGGAGAUUCAAGUCCUUCUGCAAGGAUCCUGUCCUGGAGUACUACUCCACAGCCUACCAGUCUGCGCUGCAGCUGGGACAAGACCCGGCGAACGACUGCCAAGACAGUCAGCGGACGGUUCGAGUCGUCAUCCAGAAGAGAGGAACCAAUCAGGCGACUCUGGGAACUGACUAUCGGGAGCGAAAGAUCUCGAUGCAAAAUAAGGCAGACCUGGUGAUAAAUGAGGUGAUGUGGUGGGACAACGGGGUCUACUUCUGUGCUGUUGACGCUCCUGGAGACACCACUGGUGACUCGGACAAAGAAGUCAAGCUCAUCGUCUACCAUUGGCUAACGGUGCUGUUCAUCAUCAUCGGGGCCCUCCUCCUGCUCUUACUCAUCUGUAUCUGCUGCUGCCAGUGCUGCCCACAGAUUUGCUGCUGCUAUGUCCGCUGCCCCUGUUGUCCACAGAAAUGCUGCUGUCCUGAAAGAGCUGUUAUGCAGCAUCGCAUGAUGAAGGAGGCUCAGAGGGCCAUGAAUCCGUGGAUGAACGGACAGCCAAUUUAUGCGCCAUUGAGUCAUGCAUCCUCACAGAUGAACCCAGCCCUCUAUCCAGGAUCUGUCUCUGGGAAGAGCAUCCCUCUAAAGCCCAUGCCCCUCCCUCACCCUCAAGCUUACAGCAUGCCCCCUCCCAGUGUCCAAGGCAGCCAUGUUUCUGCCAACACCAAUCAGAUGCUUGACUACCUGGAGAACCAGGUGCGAGGAAUGGAUGUCACAAGUCCUCUUCUACAGUCCGUGCCACCCUCCCGCAUGCAGCAGAUGCCUCCUCCUCCCCAGCACAUGCCUAUGAAUGUCCCAUUUUCCCCGGGGGCUCCCAGUAUGAUCUCUGCUCUUGAUGAUGGCCCAAUGAACCGCCGCAUGAAUGCAGUUCCACCAAACAGGGAUAAGUAUUCAGGAAGACCCCCGGCACCCAAGACCCAACCUCCCAGCUCCAGCGAGAGCAGCCGCAGUGGCUUUGGCCGCUACGAUGAGCGUGGGGCAGCAGGCGGGCGGCGUUACCCCUCUCCAACCAGAUCUAGAGGAAUUCCCCGGAGCUACAGUGAGGAAUCCCUCGACGGGAGAGGUCACAAUAGAUCGAAACCGGGCAUGGAUCGCCCUCGCUCCCGUUCCAGGGAUGAUUUGUUUGAUAGCAGGUCCAGAGGGGGCUACUCUCCUCCAGCAGCAAGACGCUCCAGGGGAUCGUGGGGCUCUGAUGAUGACUCCAGCAGCAGGAGAGGAGCAGCAGGGAAUAGAAGAGGGGGAGGAGGUGGAGGAGGACUCUGGGUUGACAAGCCUCCCAAGUACACAGAAUUCGAGCCAGGACAGAAACCAGGACCACGGAGGAAUGAGUACCCUGACAAAAUUUCCCGGACCGCCACCAGUGUUGUCAUCUGAGCCGUCCAGCAGGGAAACCAUUUCUGACCUCUCAGCAAACGUGCACAACUCAUUGGCCUUUUCUGGCUGUGGGUAAACUCUUAAAAAGAAUGACGCAACAUUUUUUUAAUUUAAAUUUUUUUUAUUUUUGCCUAAUUAGAUAUAAAGAAGAUUGAAAUCUAUUUGAAAGACUCAGUGAAACCUGUAAAUUGUGAAAUGCUGCGAGCUUCUAAUGGUUUCCCUUGUUUAAUAUUCGGAGAAACACUCCCCUCUGCUGGUUUGUUUGUGUGCUUAAAAAACUCUGAGGUAGCAUCAAAGUCACAGCUUAAUGUCACGUCAACCUCAGGUUGGAUGUUUGUUGUGCAGCAGCAUACAGGCAAUUCCUGGUAGUAAUAAGAUAAUAAAUGCUUUUGCGAUUUCAAUCAGGGCCAGUAAACUAACUAUAGCUGUUACAUUACACCUAUUUGAAUCCUUAAUAAUAUGAAAAGACCCCUGUCCACUUUAUGCUUAAAUUUGUAAGUGUUGUAAAUAAGUGUAUUUUUUCACAUCUGCUGUGCAUCUUAAAGUGAGUGCAAUGAAUAUAAUUUUUUAAGGUUUUGAAGGAAGCUGUGCCACAAAAAGCAGUCGGGGUUAUUUUGAACAUGUUUGUAAAUCUUUGUGCAGGCAAUAAAUUACAUAUUUGCAUUUAGUUCUCACUUGGAAAAAAAAAAUAAAACUGUGUGUAAAUAAGUGAUGAUUUUGAGUGAUGUAGGACACACUCCAAACUUUUUUUUUUUUUUUUAUAGUUGCACAUUGUGAACAUAUGGUUACCCUUGAUUUCUUCUCUGUUGCUUAAAAUCAUGUAUAGUUGGUUUGAAUUUAUUAAUAAACUCUAACUUUUAUGUA
Messenger RNA from Poecilia reticulata (guppy), 2713 nucleotides. RefSeq names its product immunoglobulin-like domain containing receptor 1a (gene ildr1a). Gene Ontology annotation, molecular function: high-density lipoprotein particle receptor activity. Gene Ontology annotation, cellular component: plasma membrane. The record is from RefSeq and is a predicted model, not a curated record. Lineage: Eukaryota; Metazoa; Chordata; Actinopteri; Cyprinodontiformes; Poeciliidae.